UUUCGAUUUCGAUUCUUAUCUUUGGACUCUCUAAUCCCUAACAAGUCUAUAAGACGAGAAGAGAGUGGGAAAAAAGUUCGAUUUUUGUGGAGUUUUUCCGAUUAAGAGAUGCAAGGAGGUGAGGAUUUGAGUAUCCAUGAGCUUGCCUCGAAUCUCUCCGCCUAUAAAGAUCAGCUCCGCGAGGUUAGGAAGCUUUUGGCUGAUGACCCCAGAAACUCUGAAUAUGCAGACAUGGAAAAGGAGCUUAGAGAGGUUAUUUCUCUUACAGAGGAACUUUUAGCAACUGCAAAACAAAGUGAAAUUGCUGGCUUAGUUGAUGAGUUAGAUGCGGAUGCAUCACCCAUUGAGGGACAGGCUGAUAGGAAGUCACUAUCUAACUUGGAAACAGGUCAAGAUGAUAGGUUUCCUGUAGGAACAAAAGUUCAAGCUGUUUGGAGUGAAGAUGGGGAAUGGUAUGAUGCGACGAUUGAGGCUCUCACUCCUAAUGGAUACUUCGUCUCUUAUGAUGAAUGGGGAAACAAGGAAGAGGUUGAUCCUGCUAAUGUUAGGCCAAUUAAAGAGGAGACUGUUAAUGCUAUGUUGGAAGCUGAAAAAGAAGCUGAGGCAACCAGACAAGCAAUUAAGCGAAAGAUUGCUCAAGCAGCUGUUUCUGACUUCCAAGCGCGUACCUUGCCUGCUAAGCUUCGUAUUGAUCCCAAUGACCCUGAUGAUGUGAAAGCUGCUAAAAAAAAGAAGAUACAUGCUUUUAAGUCAAAAGUCCGUCUCGAGCAGCAGGAAGUAGUUCAAAAUAAGCGGCAGAAUGCUUGGCAGCAGUUUCAAACAACAAAAGGGAAAGCUAAGAAGAUUGGGUUCUUCUCCGGGCGCAAGAGGGAGAGCAUCUUCAAAUCCCCUGACGAUCCAAAGGGAAAGGUUGGUGUCACAGGCAGUGGGAAAGGAUUGACCGAAUUCCAAAAGCGAGAAAAACACUUGCAUCUCAAGGCCGGAGGAUCGGCAGACACCGAGGAAGAAGAAUAAACUUGUGUGUCAUUUAUCGCUUAAAUCACUUGAAUACAUUUGAUAUACUUUAGCUUUGAAUUCUGUACCUAAAGGUUUUACAAGCAGAGUAUUUUCUAAUGAACUGCACUAUGACUUGAAGGUGAUCUGUUGGCAAAUUUUUGUGUCAUGUUCUUCUUUUAGUGACUAAAAUAGAAGGAUUACCAUGUGCAAUUAUCAA
Messenger RNA from Dioscorea cayenensis subsp. rotundata (Guinea yam), 1213 nucleotides. Its product is annotated as survival of motor neuron-related-splicing factor 30. Gene Ontology annotation, biological process: mRNA processing. Gene Ontology annotation, cellular component: cytoplasm; nucleus. The transcript is spliced from 8 exons. The record is from RefSeq and is a predicted model, not a curated record. NCBI's taxonomy places the organism in Eukaryota, Viridiplantae, Streptophyta, Magnoliopsida, Dioscoreales, Dioscoreaceae. Gene Ontology annotation, molecular function: RNA binding. Bases 109 to 1014 code for a protein of 301 amino acids.